AGAAUAAAGGAAGGAUUAAUCACAAAUGCACUAUAGAAUAGCAGAGACGGAUUAUAAGAAAAUAACUUCUGCAUAGAUAAAUAAUUUGGUUGAGAUAUAAUAAAGAUAGAGUGUUAUGGAGAAACUUAGCAAGAAAUAGAAUAGGAGAUUAAAGUUGAUUUAUCAAGAAAUUAAAAAACUGUUAGAUAUACCAGAAUUUAAGGAAGAAAAUAAAGAUGAAGUAAGAAUUAGGAGUAAGAACAUGGCAAAAGGAAAAAAGAUGAAUUAAUUUGUUAAGAGAUAAGAAUUGGGAAAUAGAUUUAAGUGCUAAAUAAAGCACUGUCUUAUUAUUUGAUAGAUCUA
Paramecium sonneborni is the source of this 342-nucleotide messenger RNA. The record is from the annotation of a GenBank genome assembly. Lineage: Eukaryota; Ciliophora; Oligohymenophorea; Peniculida; Parameciidae.